Messenger RNA from Periconia digitata, 404 nucleotides. The record is from the annotation of a GenBank genome assembly. NCBI's taxonomy places the organism in Eukaryota, Fungi, Ascomycota, Dothideomycetes, Pleosporales, Periconiaceae.
UGUGUGGCUGGAACAUUAAACACAGUUAAGUGGCUAGUGUCCCAUACCCUCCCAUCCAUCCAACAAAAAAAAAUCUCUUCACAAGCAUUUGCAAUUCUGCAAUGCAACGCUGCCCUAAGAAAAUUCUGCUCCAGCAUCUCUCCAUGCAAUGGGAUUGGUCAGAUGUCGGGAACGAUCGGUCGGCGAGGCCCGAAGAUGAUAGCACAGCCACGCGCAACAACGCCACGCUUUCGCUUCCACCACGCGAAGAGGUGCCGGUGCUUCUAGCGCUGGACCCUGGAUUUUUCUUCGCUCUCGCUCUCGUCCACUCAUGUGUUUUGGAUCUAGAAUUUUUUUUUCUUGGGUGGGAUUGUGGAUUGAUGGGUCGGUAUUUGCGUUCGGGGAUAUUGGAUACGACUAACUAA